AACCUACGCGUGCCAACAGCUGUUUUUUGUUGCGACAGCUUUCUUUAGUUAUCAUACGCAAUUUGUUUAAGUAAACAUAUGACGAUUUGCUCCAUAACAGCGCGACCGGCAUAACAAUAAACCAACGAGAGCUUUAAGCACAAGCUUAAGCUACUGCAAUAAAGCACACACACAAAAAUACACAUACAAGCGAAGGCAAGCGCACGCACGCCUCGUAAGUGAAUUGUUAUUGCAGCCGAACCCAAAUUCCUCUUCCCUCUGCGCGAUUUGACGAACUUUAGUGAAAUGCGAAUCGCAAGUGUCAGUCUGCUCUCAGCUUUCGUUCGGCUACCUUCGUUGAUACGCGCUAGCGCCACAGCUAAACUACCUGCCUCCGCUCCAAUUAAAAGCUACUGCGCAGCUAUUUCACCACGAUCGCUGCACAGUCAAUCAACUGUAAUGAGUCUGCCCGAGCGUAAACCCUUCUCAGCGGAUUUCUUCUUUCGGCAACUGUUCGACACUGAGAGCAGCACCUAUAGCUACCUCCUGGCCGAUACUAGCUCCGGCGAGGCCGUCAUCAUUGAUCCCGUGCUGGAGCAGGCUAAGCGCGAUGCACAGCUUGUAAAAGAUCUCGGCUUCAAGCUGAAAUACGCGAUAAACACACACAUGCACGCCGACCACAUUACGGGCAGCGGCUGGCUGCGUCAGCUAACGGGCUGUCAGUCGGUGAUUGCAGCGGCCAGUGGAGCCAAGGCGGAUCGGCAUAUCGCGGAGGGGGAUCGCAUCGAUUUCGGCCGACACUCGAUCGAUACGCUGGCCACGCCCGGCCACACCAAUGGCUGCAUGAGCUACGUCAUCAAGGAGCAGGGCUGUGUGUUCACCGGAGACACGCUGCUGAUCCGUGGUUGCGGGCGCACCGAUUUCCAAGAGGGCAGUCCCAAGAGUCUCUAUGAGAAUGUGCACGCCAAGAUCUUUAGCUUGCCGGAAAACUUUCGCAUCUAUCCGGCGCACGACUACAAAGGUCAGCUCGAGAGCAGCGUGUGGGAGGAGAAGCGCUACAAUCCGCGCCUCACCAAGUCCCUCGAACAAUUCAUCGAAAUCAUGGAAAAUCUCAAUUUGCCGUAUCCCAAGAAAAUCGAUGCUUCGCUGCCAGCCAACCGGGAGUGUGGUGUAUACGAUAUACCCAAGGAGUAGUACU
This is a messenger RNA of Drosophila arizonae, 1177 nucleotides long. Its product is annotated as persulfide dioxygenase ETHE1, mitochondrial. Gene Ontology annotation, biological process: glutathione metabolic process; hydrogen sulfide metabolic process. Gene Ontology annotation, cellular component: mitochondrion. The record is from RefSeq and is a predicted model, not a curated record. Gene Ontology annotation, molecular function: sulfur dioxygenase activity. Lineage: Eukaryota; Metazoa; Arthropoda; Insecta; Diptera; Drosophilidae.